This is a messenger RNA of Drosophila rhopaloa, 782 nucleotides long. RefSeq names its product activity-regulated cytoskeleton associated protein 2 (gene Arc2). Lineage: Eukaryota; Metazoa; Arthropoda; Insecta; Diptera; Drosophilidae. The transcript has a single exon. Bases 137 to 721 code for a protein of 194 amino acids. The record is from RefSeq and is a predicted model, not a curated record.
UCAACGCCAGUUGCUCCCCGCCAUCAAAACGUUUGGGGCUUGAAAAUCAAUUCAGAGCGGGUAUAUUUCCGGUGUUUGUUUACUUAACUAUACUUUCGUGGAAUCCAAACAAAACCCAUUAAAAACAGACGACAAAAUGACGCAGAUGUCCGACGAACAGUUUAGCAUACUCAUCGAAACAAUUCGAUCCCUUGCGCCGAUCAAAGAGGAGGAGCCGCCUUCAAAGGGAAGCUUCAGCAAUUGUACGGUCCGAUUCAGUGGCCAGCGGGAUCACGAUGCCGUGGAUGAGUUUAUCACUGCGGUGGAGGCGUACAAAGAGGUGGAGGGCAUCAGCGAUAAGGAUGCGUUGAAGGGUCUGCCCCUGCUCUUCAACAAUAUAGCCGUGUACUGGUGGAAGGGUGUGCGCCGGGAUGCCAAGACAUGGCCGGAUGCCCUGCAACUCCUGCGGGAUCACUUCUCGCCCACCAAACCCUCCUACCAGAUCUACAUGGAGAUCUUCGAGACGAAACAGGACCACGGCGAGGUCAUCGACUCCUUUGUCUGCAAGCAGCGAGCCCUGCUGGCCAAGUUGCCGGAGGGACGGCACGACGAGGAGACGGAGCUGGACUUCAUCUAUGGUCUGAUGCAGCCCAAGUACCGCGAGAGCAUCCCCCGGCACGAGAUCAAGAACUUCAGGGAACUACUCGACCGGGGGCGAACUGUGGAGCGCACCAAGCACUGAAGUUGGCUCUAAGUUAGUUAGUUGUACAUAAUAGGCAAAUAAAGAAAUCAAAUCAAUUGAA